Daucus carota subsp. sativus is the source of this 1912-nucleotide messenger RNA. Its product is annotated as pentatricopeptide repeat-containing protein At5g15300. Lineage: Eukaryota; Viridiplantae; Streptophyta; Magnoliopsida; Apiales; Apiaceae. Gene Ontology annotation, cellular component: intracellular membrane-bounded organelle. Gene Ontology annotation, biological process: RNA modification. The transcript has a single exon. Gene Ontology annotation, molecular function: RNA binding; protein binding. The record is from RefSeq and is a predicted model, not a curated record. The coding region runs from base 147 to 1772 and encodes 541 amino acids.
UAAUUCUAAGAUUCUUUUCGUCGACUUCAAUUAAAAUUAAAUAUAACAUAAAUUUAAAAUAUCUUAAACCGACUUAUUAUUUUAAAACUUACUUUUUCCUAGGAAUAUUAUAUGAACUUGUUUUGUGUGCCUAAUUAUAUCAAGUGAUGAUAAGAAACCGGAGUAGCGGGAGUUCAAACAAUUUAAAACUAUGGGGAAAAUGCAAGAACUUCGAAACUUUGAAACAAGCUCACGCUUAUAUGAUCAUUAAUGGUUUUAAUUCUGAUCGUUCUGCGCUCAGAGAGAUUAUUUAUGUUUCUGCUGUUGCUUUGAGGAGUACAAUACACUAUGCACACCAACUGUUUGUUAGAAUUACUGAGCCAGAUCAGUAUAUGUGGAACACUAUGAUGAGGGGGUCAGCUCAAAGCCCUAACCCUUUUUUGGCUGUUUCGCUGUAUACCCAGAUGGAAAAAGAAGGUGUUCGUGCUGAUAAUUAUACGUUUCCUUUCGUGCUUAAGGCGUGUGCUAAGCUUUGUUGGGUUAAUGUGGGGUGUGGGGUUCAUGGGAAGAUUGUGAAGCAUGGUUUUGAGUGGAAUAAGUUUUCGAGGAAUACACUUAUUUAUUUUCAUGCCAAUUGUGGGGAUAUAGGGGUUGCGAAGAGGAUUUUUGAUGAGUCGGUUGAGAGGGAUGUUGUUUCUUGGUCGGCUUUGACAGCGGGGUAUGCGAGGAGAGGGGAUUUGGGUGUGGCGAGGAAGCUUUUUGAGGAAAUGCCAGUUAAGGAUUUGGUUUCUUGGAAUGUUAUGAUUACUGGCUAUGUGAAGAGAGGUGAGAUGGGAAGUGCGAGGGAAUUAUUUGAUGAGGUGCCUAAACGGGAUGUUGUUACUUGGAAUGCUAUGAUUGCGGGAUAUGUUGUACAUGGAUUGCAUAAGAAAGCGUUUGAGAUGUUUGAUGAGAUGAUAGGUUGUGGAGAGUUGCCUGAUGAUGUUACCAUGUUGAGUCUUAUAAGUUCGUGUGCCAUCACAGGUGCAUUAGAUGUUGGAGAGAAGAUACAUUGCUCAAUAUUAGAUAGGUGUAAGGGAGAUAUGAGCAUUGUAACUGGGAAUGCACUUAUAGACAUGUAUGCAAAGUGUGGGAAUAUUGAAAAGGCGACUUCAGUGUUCCGAGGCAUGAAGGAUAAGCUUGUGUCAACAUGGAACUCAGUAAUUGUAGGAUUAGCAUUUCAUGGUCAUUCUGAGGAAUCUAUUGGCUUUUUUAAAGAGAUGCUAAGAUUGAAUUGGAGACCUAAUGAAAUCACUUUUAUCGGGGUCUUAAUUGCUUGCAGUCAUGCUGGGAAAGUUGGAGAUGGACGCAGAUUUUUUAAACUUAUGCAAGGUGUGUAUAAUAUUGAACCUAACAUAAAACACUACGGGUGUAUGGUAGAUAUGCUUGGCCGAGCUGGCCUACUGGAUGAAGCAUUUGGGUUUAUCGAUUCAAUGGACAUUGAACCGAAUGGCAUUAUUUGGAGAACUCUGCUUGGAGCCUGCAGAGUUCAUAACAAUGUUGAACUAGCUAAACGUGCUAAUGACCGUUUACUGAAAUUGAGACAGGACGAGAGUGGUGACUAUGUAUUACUUUCAAACGUAUAUGCUUCACGAGGUGAGUGGGAUGGAGCUGAGAGGGUCAGGAAAUUGAUGGAUGAUAGUGGUGUAUGGAAAGCGCCUGCCUUUAGCUCGACUGACGGUGACAACAGAGCCCUUAUGCAUUUCUUACUAGACUCAGAAUCUCAUAAAGAUUCACAGAAACACACUCUUUGAUAUGCCAUGAUGUCAGCAAGUCUGAGUCGUUUCUCUUCUCAACCUUGCUUGGUUAAUUGCUUGAGAAUACUACAUGGUUAUGAAAUACAUGGCAGUACUUCUAUGUUGCAGUAUGAGAAGUUAUUGCUCAGUAACAGACA